CCGCGAGCCAGUCGCAAGAAGCGCGCGCGCAUGCAGCGACACGACACGAACGACUCUCGCGAAUUGUUUAUUAUAUAGUUAGAUAGUUACAUGGCAAUAGUUUGACUUUUUUAUUAUGUGAUAAUAUAUUUUAUUUAGCAUCGUGUGUAAGGUUAUUUAAUCGUUAUUAUUUAAGAAUCUCGUUUAAAAUAAGAUUAUUUAAUUUUCGUUAAAAUACGUAAUUAAGUGGGACCAAAAUGACUAUAAAAAAUAAAAAGACUAAACAAUCAAGUACGUCCGAAGUUACGUCAUCAAAGAGUGCGUCGACUAGUGUCCAGAAGUCUAGCACAUCGACAUCUGUGCAAAAAAGUAGUAACACUCUUCACAAGGUCAGCUCUUCUGGUAAGAAAGUACGCUACAUUGAUGUUAAAGUCGAGGAAGAUGACCCGCUUAUGAUUACUGAUAUAUCUGAUCAUGCGUCGAUCAGUGGUUCUACUAUAUCAGAACAUUAUAAUAGCCACCCUAACUACAUAAUAACUGAGGCUCCUUCGGUCUCCGAUUUAUCACAGAUAAGAUCUCAUGAGCACCAUGUGAGCGAUAUGGCUCAAGCAACUACUGGUGAGUUUAUAUCUAGCUCUGUGCUACAGGAGUCCUCAUCAUCACACCAACAGAGUUCUAAAAGUGAAACCUAUGAGACUUCUUCGACAUCUGUUCAACACUCUGGUUCUAGUCACAGUCAAACGUUUGACAGAACCAUGGACUCUUCCGUUGACAAUCAGACACUUAAUACGGCGUUUAUAGACAACGCGGCACAUAAUACAACAGGAUCAAGUAACACAUUCCUGUCGAGAUCGAAUGGAGCAAAUGCAACCGAUUCGUUUAUUCAGUCCGAGCGUCAGAAUUUAGUAAAUCAACAAUCAAGUUUCAAUCAAGAUCAAACGAAAAACCAGUUUACAACAAAUGUAAAAAAUACCAGUUCAGGUGUUUCAAACAAUAAAAAUAUUCGCGAGAAUGAACGUAGCACAGUUAUUGACCCCUCGCGUCGAAUCCAGACCGUGGGGUCAGAUCGUUCUAAUUUUUAUGGUGGAGAAGGCACUCUUGACAAAAGUGGCAAGACAAAAGAGUAUAGCAGCACAUCACAUUCUAGUGAGUCUAAAAGCAGCAAUGUAACAAAAUCAUCAUCAUCUUCAUACGUUGUUGAAAUUGUCGAUGGAAAAGAACGUAUAAUUGAUAGCUCAAAGAGAGAAUGGGGUGAUGCCCAGGAAAAUGCAACUAAAGAAGACUAUUCAAGCGUUAGUGGAACUGGAAUAAAAACUGAAACGGCUUACGGUAUUCAAAAUUACGACAUGAAAUCCAAAUAUGAUACUGGUAAAGAUGGAAGCAAGCCAACUAGUGAAAUGACUAUGAGAGAAAACUCUAAAUUUGUGAAGGAUGGAAAUCAGAUAACAAGCCAUGAGAGUCUAAUAUCUCAAAAAGAUAAUGCAAUUCAACAACAACACAGCUCGACACAAGAACAAAUAAUGUCUGGUGAUUCGACCCGUGAAAAUAUAACAUCUAGAGGCAAUAUUCAAUCUACAUUGUCCAGUGAUAUAGAUAGCCAUCACACUGAUAGAAAUAUCGUUGAAAGUAAUACCACACAAAUGAAUAAAGUGAACAAUCAAACCAACAAUCAAAUAAGCAACGUCAGGCGCAAUUUCAAUCAAACUGAUGCAUCCAACUUUUAUGGCUACGAUUCCACAAUACAAAACCAACUUAAAAAAGUUGGCAAUAUUUUGCAAGUUUCCGAUACAGAAAACCUUAACUAUUCAACGAAAAUUUUAAAGAGUAAUACAAGCAGUGCACAGCAAGAGUCGACAUCAUCGUAUGUGUUGGAAGUUGUAGAUGGAAAACAAAGAAUUGUAGAUAGUUCCCAUAGAGAAUGGGGAGACAGUAAAGAUCGAUCAACAUACGAAAAAAGUCACCAAAUAAGUGGUACUGAUAUAGAACCACAACAUGAGUAUUCGCGUCAUGUUUUGGACAAAGAGUCAUAUUACGAUACUGGAAAAGAGGGAAUACCUAAAAGUGGCACAUAUGUUACAGAGGAAUCUGCUUUAUAUAAAAAUGGAAAAGAAAUUGCUUCAACAAGUAAUACUUAUGGUGGUGACUUCAGGAAGAAGCCAGCUAUAACUGAACACCCUACUGAUAUAGAUGAUAUUCAACAUAGAGGAAACACUACAACAUCGACACAUAAAGAUGUAAAAUCUGAUAAUUACGUUACUUCCAGCGACACACAAUCGCACGUUCAAGACACUAAAGACGUUACAAAAACUACUGACUUUAUUACGACCGAGACACAAAACCUCAGCAAACAGACAUCUUCUACAUCGAAAUCACAAACUAAAGAUACUUUAACUACGUAUGAAAGAAGUACUGGAACAUGGAAUGGUAAAUUUACUUACGAAACUGAUGAUGAUAGACCUAAGAGACCAAAACAAAUGUCUCCUUUUGGUAGACCUGAACAGCCAAAACAUCACUUAAAAAGACAAGAUACAGAAGAAAAUAUUAUUUUGUCUUCAAGAGAUAUAAAAGACUUUACAUCUAUUAGUGACUUACGUAAAAUCAUUGAAACUUCUCAGACUAAUAAAGACAUAACUGUGAGUAACAACAACAUAGUUAUAAAGAGAAAUAUCGACGACAGAGUAUUAAAGGAAAUUAUAGAUACAGUUAAAAAGUAUCCAUUCAAGAGAAUAGACAAAGUUUCUUUUGGAACUAGGAUCAAUGAAGACGUAAAAGACUUGUACGAAGGAAUUGAUACAGAACAAACUACUAUUAUAAAUACUACAACAGGCGAUACGAUCAAAAAAUCGUUUGAGGUUGAGAAAACAAAGAGUCAAAUUGAAGUAACUCGUUAUAUAAAUGAUAAUGGUAUAACCAGAAAAAUAACUACUUAUGAAGAUGCGAAAGAAGAUGAGAAGAUAAAGACUGACGUUUUUGUCGACAAUAGCUCGUUAGACAUCAGAAACUUGAAGGAUGUCCGAACAACGAAAGAUGUACGCGAAUACGACGUGGUCGAUCGUGCUAUCACCGACACCACGAGGGAGGACACUGUCGUCAGCACCAUCUACGACGAGACCAUCAUAGAUGACCGAAAAACUGUGCGAGAUGACAGAAACGUCAUAGAAAAAACUGUCUACAUUGAUGAGACCAGGCCAAAACAAGGUGGCCCCAGAAAACCAGAGAAAAUAAUCGAGAAGGAACAGUGCAUAUGCGAAAUCUGUACUUGUGGGCGUCACCGCUGCACACACAACGAUGUCCCGGAGCCAUUGUUCGAUGUGGAGCACACUACGAGCGUGGUCUCCGCAUACAAACAAGAUUACGACGAAAAACACGUCAGCCGCACAACGGCUGUGUAUCAAGAAGAUCAUUUGAGGCUUGAAGGAGAUUUCCAAGAGCCUGAGCGUCCUCGUUGGCAGCCUGUUGAGCGACCUAAAGCAACAAAACCAGAAGACAAUCUUAAACCAGAAGGUGAUUUUGAAAAGAGACGCCCUGAAGAGUGGCGCCCAGGUGAUAGAGCUCCAGUAAAGAAACCGGAAGAUAAUCUAAAGCCUGAGGGAGAUUUCGAAAGGCGUAAACCAGAUGAAUGGCGUCCUGGUGAUAGGGCUCCUACACGUCGCCCUGAAGACAAUCUUAGACCUGAAGGUGAGUUUACCACACCUGACAAAGAACUAUGGCGACCUGCAGAACGCCAAAAGGCAAAAAAACCUGAAGACAACUUACGCCCUGAAGGUGACUUCGAAAAACGUAAGCCUGAAGAAUGGCGUCCUGGAGACAGAGCACCAAUUCGUCGUCCUGAAGACAAUCUAAGACCAGAAGGAGAAUUCUCUACUCCCGAUAAAGAGCCUUGGCGACCAGCUGAACGACAAAAACCUAAGAAACCGGAAGAUAACUUACGACCUGAAGGAGAUUUCGAAAAACGUAAGCCGGAUGAAUGGCAGCCAGGAGACAGAGCACCAGUACGCCGUCCUGAAGAUAAUUUAAGACCAGAAGGUGAUUUUGAAGAUCGACGACCAGAACAGUGGAUGCCCGGUGAUCGAGCACCUACGCGCCGUCCUCAAGAUAAUCUUAAACCAGAAGGAGAGUUUACUACACCUGAAAAAGAGCCAUGGCGGCCAGCUGAGCGUCAAAAGCCUAAAAAGCCAGAAGAUAAUUUGCGCCCUGAAGGUAAUUUUGAGAGACAUAAACCUGAGGAAUGGCAACCUGGUGAUAGAGCUCCGGUUCGCCGUCCACAAGACAAUUUAAAACCUGAGGGUGAUUUUGAAGUCAGAAAGCCAGAAAAAUGGCAGCCUGGUGAUCGAGCGCCUGUCAAACGUCCAGAAGAUAACUUAAAGCCAGAAGGUGACUUUGAGAAAAGACGCCCUGAAGAAUGGCGUCCUGGUGAUCGAGCUCCAACACGUCGCCCUGAAGACAAUCUUAGACCUGAAGGAGAGUUUACCACACCUGAUAAAGAACCAUGGCGACCUGCAGAACGCCAAAAGGCAAAAAAACCUGAAGACAACUUACGCCCUGAAGGUGACUUCGAAAAACGUAAGCCCGAGGAAUGGCGUCCUGGUGAUAGAGCAACGGUCCGACGGCCAGAAGAUAAUUUAAAACCAGAAGGUGAUUUCGAGGACAGAAGGCCUGAAGUCUGGAGGCCAGGUGACAGAGCCCCUGUCAAACGUCCCGAAGAUAAUUUACGACCUGAAGGAGAAUUUUCAACUCCUGAAAAACAACCUUGGAAACCAGCAGAACGGCAAAGACCGAAGAAACCAGAAGAUAAUCUUAAGCCAGAAGGAGAUUUUGAAAAAAGAAAACCUGAAGAAUGGCUACCAGGAGAUAGGGCUCCUGUAAGGCGACCAACUGAUAAUUUGAAACCAGAAGGUGAAUUUACUACGCCUAAAAAAGAAGAAUGGACACCAGCUGAAAGACCUCAACAGAAAAAACCAGUGGAUAAUCUUAAACCUGAAGGUGAAUUUACAAAACGACAGCCGGAGGAGUUUAAACCAGCAGAAAAACCUUUAGUGAAAAAACCUCAGGAUAAUUUACGACCAGAAGGUGACUUUACGACUUCUAGAACAAUAACUGAAGACUACAAAGUAGUUACUGGUGAAAGAGCCGAAAUAAUAAGACGUACUGAUAACAUAAUUACUGAAGGCGAAUUUGUAGAUUCAACAACAUCACGCAGUGAGUAUACAUUGAAACCUGCCGAAAGACCGAAACCGGUUCGGAGGAAUACUUGGACUAAAAUAGAAGGAGAUAUGAUAACUGAAACAACGUCACAGUCAGAAUACAUAGAUUAUACGGAUACAGUCGAACGGACAACUAUAAUUAAACGUAAAACAGAUAAUUUAAUACAUGAAGGAGAAAUAGAUUUUGUUACGUCAAAUCAAAAAGAUUACACUGAAAAAAAUACAAUAAUAGAAAGGCCCCAAAGGCGUAGAACAUGGACAAAAGAAGACUUUGAUAAAUUUUAUUCAACAGAAAAUACUGAAACUCUUACUACGACGCAAGAGGAAUACAGAACUUACGAACAAAAAGGUCCAAGACGACCGGAGGUGAGAAAACCUAAGGAUAAUCUUAAACCGGAAGGUGAAUUCGAAAAGCCAACACCUAAAGAGUGGCUUCCGGCUGAAAGACCAAAGCAAAGCAAGCCUGAAGAUAACUUACAACCAGAGGGUGAAUUUACAACACCCGAUAAAGAAAAGUGGCGUCCCGCUGAACGGCCUGUUCAAAAGAAACCCAAAGACAAUUUGAAACCUGAAGGCGACUUUGAACAAAGACAGCCAGAAGAAUGGCAACCAGCUGAACGUCGGACACAAAGCAAACCAAAGGACAAUCUCAAGCCUGAGGGAGAUUUUGAACAACCGAAAACAGAAGAAUGGCGUCCUGCCGAAAGGCAAACACCUACAAAACCUAAAGAUAAUCUCAAGCCAGAAGGCGAAUUUGAAACUCCUGAAAAAGAGAAAUGGCGUCCAGCGGAGAGACCGAAAGCUACGAAGCCACAUGAUAAUUUAAGACCUGAAGGUGACUUUGAGCACCGAAAGCCAGAAGAAUGGCAACCUGCAGAACGUCGGACACAAAGAAAACCAAAGGACAAUCUUAAGCCUGAGGGAGAUUUUGAGCAACCUAAAUCUGAAGAUUGGCGACCUGCUGAGAGGCAAACACCUACGAAACCUAAAGAUAAUCUUAAACCAGAAGGUGAAUUUGAAACUCCUGAAAAAGAGAAAUGGCGUCCAGCGGAGAGACCUAAAGCUACGAAGCCACAUGAUAAUUUAAGACCUGAAGGUGACUUUGAGCACCGAAAGCCAGAAGAAUGGCAACCUGCAGAACGUCGGACACAAAGAAAACCAAAGGAUAAUCUUAAGCCUGAGGGAGAUUUUGAGCAACCUAAAUCUGAAGAUUGGCGACCUGCUGAGAGGCAAACACCUACGAAACCUAAAGAUAAUCUUAAACCAGAAGGUGAAUUUGAAACUCCUGAAAAAGAGAAAUGGCGUCCAGCGGAGAGACCUAAAGCUACGAAGCCACAUGAUAAUUUAAGGCCUGAAGGUGACUUUGAGCACCGAAAGCCAGAAGAAUGGCAACCUGCAGAACGUCGAACACAAAGAAAACCGAAGGACAAUCUUAAGCCUGAGGGAGAUUUUGAGCAACCUAAAUCUGAAGAAUGGCGACCUGCUGAGAGGCAAACACCUACGAAACCUAAAGAUAAUCUUAAACCAGAAGGUGAAUUUGAAACUCCUGAAAAAGAGAAAUGGCGCCCAGCGGAGAGACCUAAAGCUACGAAGCCACAUGAUAAUUUAAGGCCUGAAGGUGACUUUGAGCACCGAAAGCCAGAAGAAUGGCAACCUGCAGAACGUCGGACACAAAGAAAACCGAAGGAUAAUCUUAAGCCUGAGGGAGAUUUUGAGCAACCUAAAUCUGAAGAUUGGCGACCUGCUGAGAGGCAAACACCUACGAAACCUAAAGAUAAUCUCAAGCCAGAAGGUGAAUUUGAAACUCCUGAAAAAGAGAAAUGGCGCCCAGCGGAGAGACCUAAACCUACUAAGCCACAUGAUAAUUUACGACCUGAAGGUGACUUUGAACAAAGACAGCCAGAAGAAUGGCAACCUGCAGAACGUCGGACACAAAGAAAACCAAAGGACAAUCUUAAGCCUGAGGGAGAUUUUGAGCAACCUAAAUCUGAAGAUUGGCGACCUGCUGAGAGGCAAACACCUACGAAACCUAAAGAUAAUCUGAAACCAGAAGGUGAAUUUGAAACUCCUGAAAAAGAGAAAUGGCGCCCAGCGGAGAGACCUAAAGCUACGAAGCCACAUGAUAAUUUAAGACCUGAAGGUGACUUUGAACAAAGACAGCCAGAAGAAUGGCAACCUGCAGAACGUCGGACACAAAGAAAACCAAAGGACAAUCUUAAGCCUGAGGGAGAUUUUGAGCAACCUAAAUCUGAAGAUUGGCGACCUGCUGAGAGGCAAACACCUACGAAACCUAAAGAUAAUCUGAAACCAGAAGGUGAAUUUGAAACUCCUGAAAAAGAGAAAUGGCGCCCAGCGGAGAGACCUAAAGCUACGAAGCCACAUGAUAAUUUAAGGCCUGAAGGUGACUUUGAGCACCGAAAGCCAGAAGAAUGGCAACCUGCAGAACGUCGGACACAAAGAAAACCAAAAGAUAAUCUUAGACCUGAAGGAGAUUUUGAACAACCAAAGCCAGAAAAAUGGCGACCUGCUGAGAGGCAAACACCUACAAAACCCAAAGAUAAUUUGAAACCUGAAGGAGAAUUUGAAAAACCAAAAGAAGAUAAAUGGCAACCGGCAGAAAGACAAACUCCUAAAAAACCACAAGAUAAUUUGAAGCCAGAGGGCGAUUUUGAAAAACCUGUGCAAGAAAAAUGGCAACCCGGUGAACGACCUACACAAAAACGCCCUCAAGAUAAUCUUAAACCUGAAGGAGAUAUGGAUGUUGUUCGACGGACAGAUUAUUCAGUCACUCGUGGUGAUCGUGCUGAUGUUGUUAGGCAUGAAGAUCAUCUUAAAAUGGAAGGUGUUAUUGAUGUUCGCCGCACUAGAGACGACUUCAAGCGGAUUGAAAAAACAGAAAAGGUAAUCAUUCAGAGGCACGAAGACAAUUUGAGAACGGAGGGUGAAUUUAUUGAUCUUUGUACUCGUAAUGAUUACAAUGCUACCAAAGGUGAAAGAGCACCAGUGAUCAAACCUCAGGAUAAUCUUAAGCCUGAUGGCAAAUUUUAUAAACCUGAAGUAGUUCCGUCUCAACCAGCUGAAAAACGUAAGCCUUUCAAACAUGUCGAUAAUAUUUCAAUCGACAGGGAUGCUGAUAUAAGCCGUAAACAAAAAAUUGAAAGAGUGGACAUAAUCCGACGAGAAGAUAAUUUGAAAAUCGAAGGUGAAUUUAUAGAUAUGAAACAACGAAAUGAUUAUAAAGUUGUGACUGGUGAUAAGUCAACAAUUGUAAAACAUGAAGACAAUCUUAAAAUGGAAGGGAAAAUGGAGAACAUUCGCUCUUCAGACACAUAUCGGGUCGUUAAAGGUCAAAGAGUUAAAUUAACUCGCAGAGAAGAUAACCUCAAAAUUGAAGGUGUAUUUGAAGACCUCUCACGAAGAGACGACUAUAAAAUCAAUCGCGACAAGCAAUCAGCCAUUACUUAUUAUACCAAUGAAACAAAAAAUGUUUCUAGAGAUAAAAUAUCAGAAUAUACGAAUGGUCAAAGUCCAGGCCCAAAAAUUCAUGAAGAUAAAGGAGAUCGAAGGUCACCGAUGUCUACACCUAAACAUACGGAGGAAGGUGCUACGCGUCAUCCAUCGCACUAUCCAUCCGAAAGUAAUAAACCACUAGGAUCUAAACCUACUCAAGAUACAGAUUCAGAAGACCACAUAAAUCGUUCACCACAAUUCAGUAAAACGCCAGUAGGCCCUGCUGAUAAAAGUAAAGAUGCACGUCGACCCAAAUGGGGUGAACCUAAAAAUAUUCUGUAUCCGGAUGAAGAAACCAGUGGAAAACCUCACGAUUCAAAAUUUCAACCAGAUGAAAACGUUAGACCUGAUUUUAAUCAACCUAGAAAACCUCAACAAAUUCAAGAGCGAACUAGUCCUAUUCGACCGAAGGAUAAUCUUUAUCCUGAAGGUAGUAUGGAAGGUUCUCCAUCUUCAAUUAAAACUGAUAGUUAUGUUCGCCAUACAGAUAUCGUGAAACAAGAUGACAUACAUAAAAUCACGCGACAAGUUAAUCCGGACGAGAUUCGACAAACUCGUAACUUGACUAAUAAUGAAGACCAGAGAUACCAUUCUAUAACUCAUACUGAUAUCUCUAAACAUACUGAUGAAAAACAUUCUCACCAUGCUGUCAAGUCACAUGUUACUAAAACUGUAUCUAAUACACAAAAUGCAAGCUAUGCGCAAAACUCCCACUCUGAGAUACAUACUAAGGUAACAGGCAUUGAUAAUACCACCGUAGAAAAAUCUCAACACAUAAAAUCAGGGUCAGACAUCCACGACUCCCGUUUAACUCAAAAUCGCGAACUUUCAAAAAAUGACGUCCAUACAUUAUCAUCUCAAAAGAUAAAUCGUAUAACAUCUCAAGAUAUAGUUAAUCGUGACGAAACUGAUCGUAUCACUUCGAGACAUUCCACGGGAAGAACUGUUAAUAAAACCGACUCUAAAAUUAAUAAAAGUGUGUCUUCUUCAAAUAAAAUAAUGAAACAAAUUACUGAAAAGAAAUUAAUCGGUGGUAAAUGGGUAACAGUGACAAAGAAUGUUGAAGUUACCACUGUUUCCGAUGGUGAUUCAAAAACGACAGACAACAAGGGCAUUUCCGACGGUCGUUCUGAAAUCCGUAAUAAGCAAACUAGCAGUACUAUGGGAAGUAUCAUAUCGUCAGAUCAAGUUAACAUGAAUAAUGGUGGUCCUAGUCAGCGUAACGUUUUGAAUACUACCCAUAUUGUAAAAGGAAGAUCUGAUGAAAAUAAUGAUCAAUUUGUUCAACAUUCGAUUUCUAAUAAUCAUUUAACCAAAACAACAGGUCUAUCAUCACAAAAAAUUAUUAGCUCUGAACAACAUUCAUCAUCUUCAACUAAUCAGGCUAUACGAAAUCAAUCUCAAAUCUGUAGUCAUGUAUCUUCGGGUGUUCACACACAAGACAACUUGUAUAAUACGAGUCAGUCUAGAGGUGUCAAUCGACAUGACAAAAAUACAUCUUCAAUAAGUCAAGUAAGUGACAGGCAAACGCAAAGACAUGAAGGUGGCGAUAAUGUUCAAAGAAAACAUGUAAGUGAUCAGUCAUCUAUAAGUCACGUAACUUCAAACCUUGACAACCGAGAUAAUCGCAGUACACAUUCAUCUGAUCGCCAUAUCCAACGUACUGCAGGGUCGUCCACAAAUAUUUCAACUUCAAACCACGUUGAACAUAAUGUUUCUAAAGUGUCUUCAAGUCAUCAAUCUCAUUCUAUAAAUAGAAAUCAACUAAGCGAUAGUGUAACAAAGACUAGCAUCGAGUUCCAGAGAGCAAUGCAUGGUGGUGGAGAUGUUCCAAUGGCCUCCGUAGAUAAAACGUCCCGUUCUGGCCACCACAAGCGUACAUCGGAUUUAGUUUCGGAUAUGACAAGUACAAACGCAGUACUUCAUCGUAAGGGUGUUACAUCGACAACAGAAGCCCAGCACUCAAUAAGUUCCACGGCCGCUGCUCAAAGAAAAAGCAUAACCAACCUUAAUGAACGUGGAGAAUAUAUAAGCAAUUCAACCCACAGUGCUGAUAGGAAAAGUAUCAGCUCUAUGCAUCGAUCUGGUCGCGAUAAUGUAGCUGUAAUAUCACAACAAACCGAAAACGACACACGUCGUCAGCAAAAGAGAGAUGGUCAGUCUACAAUGGUUGUUGAUCGGCAACCACGUGUCGUAAGAGAUAAUCUUCGAGUAGGCGGCGAGUUUUAUGGGCAGUCUGAGGCGCGUUCCUAUGGAAGUUUCUCUAGGUCCAAUCAAGUGGAGCGGUCAGAGAGAAAUGAGCGUAUAGAAAAAGUUGAACGUCAUGUGCGACAUGGUACAACUUCGCACUUUGUUUUAGGUGAUGGUGGUACUAGCUAUAAGCGUGAAUAUACAGCACAUGUUCAUGGAACUUGCCCUGCGACGCUGAUCGAAUCGCCGCGUACUCCAUUCAAACACUCUCGCGACUCCCGUGAGCAUAAAUUCUAUACAUCGAAAACAACACAAAAAACGCCUCAGUAACUUCAAUUGUAUUGAACUAACAAAAAACUGUAUCAUUCCUUAUUAUUUGGAACUUUAUACUGGACUAUGUUUUAUAUUAUACCUAUUUUUAUAAAUUAACAUUGCUAGACUAAAAAAUGUAAUGUGCCUUUUAAUAAAUUUUAUCUAAUUAUGCGUAAUAUAUUUAAUAUUCUUUAAAUGUAACGAUGUUUAACUGUUUUUUUAUUUGUCAAUCAUUGCCAUGUAAUAAAUUUUAUAAUAA
This is a messenger RNA of Nymphalis io (European peacock), 11454 nucleotides long. It is a transcript of the gene Sdb, whose product is annotated as titin. The record is from RefSeq and is a predicted model, not a curated record. Lineage: Eukaryota; Metazoa; Arthropoda; Insecta; Lepidoptera; Nymphalidae. The transcript is spliced from 8 exons. Bases 237 to 11213 code for a protein of 3658 amino acids. Gene Ontology annotation, molecular function: microtubule binding. Gene Ontology annotation, biological process: microtubule anchoring. Gene Ontology annotation, cellular component: axonemal microtubule; ciliary basal body; centriole.